Amyelois transitella is the source of this 2250-nucleotide messenger RNA. It is a transcript of the gene Zwilch, whose product is annotated as protein zwilch. The record is from RefSeq and is a predicted model, not a curated record. Gene Ontology annotation, cellular component: RZZ complex. The coding region runs from base 79 to 2211 and encodes 710 amino acids. NCBI's taxonomy places the organism in Eukaryota, Metazoa, Arthropoda, Insecta, Lepidoptera, Pyralidae. The transcript is spliced from 14 exons. Gene Ontology annotation, biological process: mitotic spindle assembly checkpoint signaling; protein localization to kinetochore.
CAAAACGGAUAAUUUUUCUAAUUCAUGUUACAAAUUUCAUUUGUUUUUAUUAUUUUUUACUGUCGUUAAAUCUUUAUCAUGGAGUUAUUGUUACAACCAGUAUUAGAAAGUUAUCCCAAAUUUUCUAUCGAAAAGCAGGUCUGUCCAAGUUAUGUGCAAAUGUACACGAAAGAUAAUAAUGAAAUUGCACUCGUUUGUAUGAAGAACAAAUCAUCUUCGAAUCAUAUCGAUCCUGCAGUUCAAGACAAUAAAUGGGAAAACGAGGAAUUAGAACUGACUGGGUCCCCAUUAAAACUAGAUCUAAGCCUUCACACAAUAUUAGAUGACACGCUUCUAUCUGAUGAGCCCCAGCUGUGGAGCAAGGAAGAAGCGACCCAUAUUCCUAUUGGCAUAGAGAAAGCACGAGAAAUAGCCAACCUUUACCACAAAAGCCUUACAGCAGUCACAAAGGAAAACAGCUUACCUAUGUGGAUACUCACAAAUCCAUCAUCUGAAGGAAAACCUUUACUUUUGACUUUGCAGUCAGAUGACAGACACUUUGGUAGAGGCAUUGUCAGUUAUGAAGGCACUAUGACCUUGGAUGAGGUGGACGUAGAUGUUUUGGCCCAGGAUUUUACUGUAAAAGAGAAGUUAAGCAAUGAUAUGGUUACAUCAACAGUGGAUUGCAAGUUCCUUCUCUCAGGCAUAUCCUACAGUUCCCAUAGUACUGAUGAGCUGUUGAAUGCACCACACUCUGGUGUAACAGAGCUUCAUUGUGAAUGGCAGGGGAAGACAUUGCAAAUACCUUAUAUAAGCUGCAAAGUUAAUUUCCAACAAGAAGUGAUAGUAGGACAUCUUGGCAGCCCAUGCAAUGCUAUUUGGAAAUCAGUAUGUUCACUUCACAACAUCAACCAACUGUUGGUCGAUAUGACUGCUGCUGGAUCCUUGUCUGUCAACUUGGAAUCUGCUGUUGUUAGAACCUACACUCAAGGCGAGAAACGUGUAAAUAACACAAAAAGAUUAAACGACCUUCUAAAUGAGACCGAAACAUAUGCGUAUACCGCGGAAUGCCCCGCCGGCGGGUGUAUCUGUGUGACUGAGGACACGACGAGUCUCAAACAGUGCCUUGGAGCUAUGAACGUGGAUGGGUCCAGCAAUGAUUUCACGUAUAAGCUCUGGGAUGUUUUGAGAGAUUGCGAAACGGCCGAGGAACUUGUCUCGCUACUCAUCCAGUCACUGAAAUUUAUAUCUUCUGGCAAAAUAAGACCGUUUAUCGACGUAAACAACAAAACCUACCUUUCUAAACUGGUCCUGAAACUAUCCCGAGGUCAUUCGCAAGCUGCCAAAGUACUGAAAAACCUUCGCUCCAGCCCCCCACAAGCGUUAUCAUUGAUCGCACAAGUGGGAAUCCAGAAGACUAUGUGGGAAUAUACCAAGGUCAUGUCCCUUCUGGAACAUUCGUUCUUUAUCGCUGGUAUUUGGAACUCUGACGCCAGGUCACACGAAUCAAUUGAACAGAUAAACCAAACCAUUCAAGACAUGACGAUGGGCGGAGAUUUCACACUGAAUCCGUUCGAGAACAUUUCGAGCGCGGAACAUUCUAUAAGAUUGGAUUGCGAGUCGUUCUACGAUGAAGACCCUAACGAAUUGACGGUUGAUGACUUCGCGUCGUUGAAGAAACACGGGCUUGUGUCGGAGAAAAAGGAUGUUAAUGAGGUCCCGCUUAUUUCAGACGAAAUCGACAUCAGUCCGUGGAAAAACUUGCUGAUGAGGUUUGCGCAAGUCCACGUGUGUUUGGAGCAUUUGCACAGAGCUGAGACGUGGUUGAGAGCAGAUUUUACAAACUUGAAGCCGAUAGCGUCUCACCUCUUAGAAUUUUAUGUUUCCGAGAAAUCUCCCAUCAAAACUGUGGGCCAAGUGAUGAGCGACCCCAUGCAGAAAAUAUCUAUGCCUAUUAGUAACAUCGUUGUUCAGGACCAUUUGAAAAAAACUGCCUUCUGGUAUCGUGCAGAAAUUAGCAAAAAAGUGAACGCAGCAGAUAAAGGAUUGAAAAGAGACAGCAAGAUUGUGUUUGUUUUCUCUCAACAGCAUGUAUUCCCACCUUCCGUUUCGCAGAACUUAGAACCACAAACAGAUGAGAUCAGUGAAGUGACCACUAUAGGCGAAGACUUGAAAUACCACGUAACGAAAUACACAUUUAUGUCGAACAAAUUGAUUAACAAACUUUUGUGAUUUUAUUAUGUCAAUCGUGCCUUAUAUUGUACAGUUUUA